UAAACCUCGAGAUAUUACGCUGGAGGCUGGUCACUAAAUAAUGACAGAGUGAGUGCUCUCGUUCGGCAUAGAGGAUCUUUGUCCUCGGGUAAGCACCAGUAGGAAGGCGCCUUUCGACGGAAGGCAGCCGGAGUGCAGUGGACUAACAGCGGACCCUCCAUGGACAGGACGGCCGUGGUGAAGGUCGGAGCCGCGGCCAGCGCCAGCGUCUGUGCCCUGUUCGGCGGCGUGGUUCUGGCCCAGUACAUCGUCGCCAAGAAGAAGCGGGCGGGCAAGAAAACCAGGAUCAUAGAAAUGAUGCCUCAGUUUGAGAAGUCGACGGUCCACAUGAGAGACCCUGAGAGGGUGGAGCAGAUCAUCUGUGGCCUCAUCAAAGGAGGAGCUUCCAAACUACAGAUCAUCACAGACUUCGACAUGACGUUAAGCAAGUUCGCUAUCAACGGCAAACGCUGUCCGUCGUGUCACUAUAUCAUUGAGAACUGCAGACUGGUGUCAGAGGAGUGCAGACAGAAGCUGCUGCAGCUCAAGAAUAAAUACUAUCCCAUCGAGAUCGACCCUCAUCUCACUAUGGAGGAGAAAUACCCAUUCAUGGUGGAGUGGUAUUUCAAGUCUCACACACUGCUUGUGGAGCAGCGGAUAGAGAAAGACAAACUGGCAGAUAUGGUGAGAGAGUCUGACGCUGCACUCAGGGAAGGCUAUGAGCAGUUCUUUGACCGCCUGCAGCAGCACGAUGUACCCGUCUUCAUCUUCUCGGCUGGCCUGGGCGAUGUCCUGGAGGAAAUCAUCCACCAAGCCGGAGUCUACCACCCCAACAUCAAAGUCGUGUCCAACUUUAUGGACUUUGACGAAAACGGCGUCCUGAAGGGUUUCAAAGGCGAGCUGAUCCACGUGUACAACAAACACGACGGCGCCCUGCGGAACACGGACUACUUCAAACAGGUGAAGGACUACUCCAACAUCAUUCUAAUGGGGGACUCGCUGGGGGACCUCAGCAUGGCCGACGGCGCGCCCAACGUUGAGAACAUCCUCAAGAUCGGCUACCUCAACGACAAGGUGGAAGAGCGGCUGGACAAAUAUCUGGACUCUUAUGACAUCGUCCUGGUGAAGGACGAGACUCUGGAGGUGCCCAACGCCAUCCUCCAGAAGGUUCUAUAACUCUACGCUCAACCCCCCCCCCACACACCCCAAGGUCCACUCCUCUCCUACCAUCAGCGCCAAUUCCAGCAUUUGGACCUUUCAGACACCAACCUAAACCAUUUUGUCGAUUGGUCCAACCCCUCCUCUAGCUCUAGAUCCCUCACCCCCCACUCCCACCAAUCUCGCUCUUGAAAACCCCUUUUUCCCCAAGCCAUCUCCUGAAUGAACAGUUUUAAAAGUCCCCACAGCAGCAUCAGCCUGUCUCUGGUGUGUUUUGUCCAUUUGAAUUGUUUCUGAUGUUCUCUCAAAGAAUAACCAAAAAGAGAAGUAAAAACCCACAAACUAUCACUCCAUCUUUAUACCUUGCACCUUGUGGUUGCCAUUGUUGGAUUAGUUUUUUACAUGGUAAUUAUUGUAUACCAGAAAGCAGGCACCUACCGACCGACAGUGUUUUCUUUGAGCUGUCCCAACGUGUCCGUCACCUCGGUUCCUCUGAUUCGGUGCCUCUGGUCAGACAAGGAAAAGGAGGCCGUUGUCACACAUAAAACACCUGCAUCUGCAAACGCUACGUCAGCGCUUUUGCGGGUCCUUAGAGUAAUUCAGUACAUGCAGGACCUAGGAAAAAUUAAAUUCCUAGUCAAAAUUACAAUGUGUUGCAAGGUGACGGCAGCAACACAAUAACCGCUGUAUUCGUUUUACUAGGAAAAUGGAUUCAGAUUGUCAACGUGAAACUCAGAUGAUGAGAGGAAACGCACUUUAAAUUCUGUGUACGGGGGAAUCGGCCUUUACACGAACAUAUGUGGCAAUAAUUUUGAUUUGUGGAUGUAGGAACACAGAAAAGCCAUGUUUACGUUAAUGAAAGCUUUUUUUUUUAAAUUUAACCUAAUGUGCUCAUUUGGCAUCAUAUCAACACAUAGAAGAAGGUGCAGCUCUGUACUGUUGAAACAUUCAUGCCAUUUUGAAUUUGUGGACUUUUCUGCAAAGCUGGCUCAACAAUCAAGUGUUCUCCACGCCAGGGUUUAAGGUUUACCUAAUUUCCCCUUGCGGGACUAAUAAAUAAAGUAUACAUAUUGAGGUAUUGAGUAAGUAAUACUAAAGAUGACCUCUGGUGGUCAUUAAAAAGAAUUACACCAGUAAAAAAACAGCCUUGAACCAAAGUAAUAGGUGCUGCAAAAUCACUACAUUACAAUAUAUCUAAAGUUAUAUUAAGUAUAGUUUAGUUUCAGUACGCAGAAGGCAACACACUGCUGUCCAUGGCUCAAUAAAACCCAGCAUAGGACCUAUUUCAUUUCAUCGCCUUUUAAUUCUGUGAUUAAAAUUGAGUCGUACCUCUAACAUAAUUCUCCUAGUUUUUUUGGCAGGGGUAUUCAAAGUUAAGAUGUCACUAUCUCCCUUUAUCUCACCAUGUUGUGUUGAAUGUUCUCUUUGACUUUUUGUUUUAAAUGUGCUGCUACUUGCAUGUUGCCUUUUCUUAUCGUUUAUGUAAAAGAAAGGGGAAUAUAUAUAUAUAUAUCUUAAUAAAAUGAAGAAAAGUAAUGUCAUACUGUAUAUGUGGCCGUUAUAUAUUUAAAUGUGUAUUGUAUUAUUGCGUUUGGAGAGAUCUCCUAAAGUAUAGACCGGUGUGUUGUAUUUUUAUAAGUAGAUGGCUUUCUGUUUUUCUUUGAUGGUAUGAUUUAAAAAAAAAAUACAAUAAAAUGUCAUUCGGUGAGCCAUGACUGGAUCACAGACAAACA
Etheostoma spectabile (orangethroat darter) is the source of this 2870-nucleotide messenger RNA. It is a transcript of the gene nt5c3a, whose product is annotated as 5'-nucleotidase, cytosolic IIIA. Gene Ontology annotation, molecular function: 5'-nucleotidase activity; magnesium ion binding. Gene Ontology annotation, cellular component: cytoplasm. NCBI's taxonomy places the organism in Eukaryota, Metazoa, Chordata, Actinopteri, Perciformes, Percidae. Bases 160 to 1155 code for a protein of 331 amino acids. The transcript has 8 exons. The record is from RefSeq and is a predicted model, not a curated record.